Messenger RNA from Nilaparvata lugens (brown planthopper), 2726 nucleotides. Its product is annotated as spidroin-1-like. The transcript has 4 exons. Lineage: Eukaryota; Metazoa; Arthropoda; Insecta; Hemiptera; Delphacidae. The record is from RefSeq and is a predicted model, not a curated record. Bases 879 to 2147 code for a protein of 422 amino acids.
AGAGUUGCCACAAAAACACAUAUAGGGAAAUAUAAUCCACUACCGUACGUGGUAUCUCAUCUACUUCAAGCAGUUUUGAGUUUGAAAAAAUUCUCGAUUUCUUUGGAACAAAAUAUUAAAUUCAUUAGUAUGUGAAACUAGCUGGUACUUUCUAUUGAUCACAGUACCUUUGAUUGUUGAUGCGUUUAGAAAUACUCUAAACGUAUCCAUAAUCAAAGUCAGUACUUAGUACAAUGGGCCUUUAUCAAUUAAUGAAGAACUGACAUUGAAAAGUCACUUUUGAUUGACUAAUCACCAAAUAAUGUCCUAAUGGUGAAUCAAUAUCCUCAUUUUUAAAAAGUGGGAUUUCUCAUUCAUGGAAUUACGCAUAAUUCAAAAUUCAACGUGACAACCCAAUUCUGUAAUUAGAUGAAUGUCAAUUAUUGCUGAGUUGGAAGGAAAACAUUUAUUAUUAUAAUUUAUAGCUUACAGCAAUAGAAAUGACAACUACUCCAAUCAGUAGUACAUGUCAGUCAGUCCACAGUGAUGGCUUGUUUACGCUACGGUAGCCUUAGUGAACGAUUUAGCACUACUUAUCGAUUUUUGAGAUGGGAGAAUCAAGAUUUGGCAUUUAGAAUGACCUUGACAAUAUUAGGCUACUAUUAUUAUUGCAUUUACCGUUUCAGGAAGUUCAAUGUGACAGCUUGCUAAGGUUACUUGUGUGAUAUUAUAACGCCUAUAUGCUUAGUUAAAUUAUUAGUUUGUACUGAUCAUCUUGGGUGUAUAUUACGCAUAGCAGGCCUCAUCAAGACAGGCAAUUCUCUGGCUUGUGGAAUAACUGUGUUAUUGUGAUUUUUCGGAAUUGUUUGUAUUAUUUUGCAUUGAACAGUGGUGCCGCAAUGUAUUCAGUCAGUGUUUGUCUUCUUAUUUCCAUCUAUAACUGUGUUCUUGCAAUUGAUGGAAGAGUGAUAGAAGAUGUGAAAGAUACUUCACUCGUGAAAGAAUCAUCACCCCUUAAUCAAUAUUGGAAAGAAGUGAUGUCAUUCAACAAGACGGCACCACUCCUCUCAAAAUACCUACAGAGCAAUUUCGGCCCGAAAUUGGUCAGCACAGCACUAUCAAAUUCCUUAUCUGGAAGUAAAGGUAUGUCUGAUGAGAGUUUAAAAAACGGGAGAUCGCCGAAGGGACUGGAUUUUCGGAGGAUGCCGGAGCUAGAAAACAGCGUGGGGCAGACACUAACGUGGGGCAGUCGUCGACGCGGAGGAGGAUUUGGCGAUUUCGGAAGUUCAGGUCAAGAAAGGUUUGGAGGUCAUCCUGGAGGUCAGGAUGCAGGAUGGCCUGUGGUGGCCGGAGGCGGAGUGCGAGAAACCGGAGGCUCGGUGUACUUCAGAGGUCCGGGUGCUAUGGUCGGCGAGGGGGGCGUUGUUGGCAAGGGGCGAGGAGGAGGCAGAGCCGGGGGCGGUUCGCGUGCGGGAGCAGGGGCAGGGGCUGCCGCCAACGCCGCCUCAGGGGCUGAUGACAACGCCAAAGUCCAAAGCGCAGCCAGCAGUCAAGCAGCCGCCACCUCUCAAUCCUCAAACGGCGAGAGUAAAGCUAUGGCUGCCUCAUCUGCGAACUCACAAUCAUCGAACGGCAAGAGCCAAGCAAUAUCUGUAUCAUCCGCUAACUCACAGUCUUCAAACGGAGACUCUGGAUCAAUCUCUAACAGUCAAUCCAUGUCAGUCGCAAACUCGGAAUCAGGUCAGGCCAACAGCCAAUCACAGGCAAUGUCGGCCAGUGUAUCUGCAGCCAAUGGCCAGUCAGCAGCCUUCUCAGCAGCCAGUGCAGCAGCCAUGGGCCAAGGUCUGGCAGCCAGUCAGGCCAUGUCGUCCGCGGCCAGCUUCUCGGCCGGCCAGGGUGGCCAAUCCAUGUCCGCCUCCAGCAGUCAGUCUGCAGCUAUGGCAGGAGCUGACAAUAACGGUAAUAGUGCAUUCAGCUCUUCAGCCUCCAUGUCAAUGGCUUCUUCGAACUUACUAGGCGCUGAAGCAGACAAUAAUGAAUUCAAAAUGAACUUCAAAACACCUCUUGGUACUGCAAAUAUUGAUGAAAAAAUACCAAUCAUGAGAUGGAAGGAACAAUAUUCCCGGUGGAGUAGUAAGUCACACAAAGAAAAUUAUCGCUCAAUAUAGAGCUUAGAGAACGAGCAACGCCUUUCUGAGCUCUUAUCCAACUAUCAAAAUACUAUCAAUCAUUGAGUUAUUUCUCUCAAAGUAAAUAACUUUAUCUUCUUGGCUCUUGAUAUAAAAUAUCUACUGAAUAAUUCUCCAAAAUAUUGAAAAUAGUAAGGCUUCUACAGUAAUACUGUUAACUAAUUUAUAAUUUCAUUACGUAUUCCACAUUCAUACUCAUUGUAAAAUACUGAUGCUGAAUACACCGUAGGCUCAAUAAUUUAUAAUAUUGUAGAGAAGAGAAUCGGCUUAUAGAUGUACGGGAUAGGAUUAACAUGAAAUUUUUCUUAAAGAUUCCUAAUUCACCGAGGAUGGUGAUAGACCUAUUUUAAUUUGUGUUAAUCAAAUAAUUACAAUUCUAAUAAUUUUAUGUAAUUAUAAUUAUAAUAAUUUAUAAAAAAUAUCUCAUUCAGAUGUGAUAAUGUUAUAUCAUUCGAUGUCUUGAAACACUAAUUGUUUCGAUUGCUAUAAACUCAAACAAUAAACGUACUCGUUCUUCAACUUGUAUUAUUUAAAAAAUAAAAUUAUUAAGUACCGUAA